UCACAAGCUUGUUUUGCUUGAGUGAAACAGAGAGACGACAGCUGGACAUCAGUCAGCAUGCUGGGCUCUUUGAUUCUCAUGUGGAUAUGCAUCUUCUUCAUCUUCCUCCUAGUCCGGAUCCAGAGGCCGAAGAAUUUUCCUCCAGGACCUCGUCCUCUGCCAAUAUUUGGGAAUCUUCUUCAUGUGAACAUGACCAAUCCUUUGAAGGAUUUUGAAAGAUUUGCAGAACGAUAUGGAAAAAUAUUCAGUCUGUAUACUGGAUCAAGACCAACAGUUUUUCUGAAUAGUUUUGAGGUAAUUAGGGAAGCUCUGGUUACGAAGGCUAAAGACUUCUCAGGACGGCCUCAAGACUUCAUGAUCAGUCAUAUGACGGAGAAUAAAGGUGUUGUUUUGGCUGACAAUGGCCCCCGUUGGAAGGAUCAUCGACGCUUUGCUUUGAUGACCCUGAGGGACUUUGGCCUAGGGAAGCAGUCCAUGGAGGAGAGAAUUCUGGGAGAGAUUUCACACAUUGUUGCUUACUUCGACAAAAAUGCUGGAGAAACUGUGAAUCCUCAGAAUAUGUUCCACAAUGUCGCAUCAAAUGUUAUUGGCUUGGUUCUGUUCGGAUCCCGUUUUGAUUACAACAAUGAAUUCCUUCAGCGCUACGUCCAGCUCAUUACAGAGGUUUCAAAGAUGCUCAAUGGACCAUGGAACAUGAUAUAUGACACACUUCCUUUAUUGAGAAUCUUGCCCCUGCCUUUUAAAAAAGCCUUUGAUCAUGCACAGAAGUUAAAAAGUAUGAAUAGAAGUCUGAUUGCUGAACACAAGAGCACAAGAGUUCCAGGAGAGCCGAGAGACUUCAUUGACUGCUAUCUGGAUGAGCUCGAUAAGAGAAAAAAUGAUGGUUCCACCUUUUCUGAAGACCAGCUCAUCAUGAACAUUCUGGAUUUGCACUUUGCCGGGACUGAUACCACUUCCAACACUCUUCUCACUGCUUUCCUCUACCUCAUGACCCACCCAGAGGUUCAAGCAAAAUGUCAGCAAGAGAUUGAUGAUGUUCUGGCGGGUAAAGAUCACGCAUCGUAUGAAGACAGACAUGAUAUGCCGUACACAAUGGCUGUGAUUCAUGAAGUUCAGCGCGUCGCUAACACUGUACCGCUAAGUGUGUUUCACUGCACCACCAAAGACACUGAGCUGAUGGGCUACAACAUCCCGAAGGGAACUGUAAUCAUCCCCAACCUCACUAGUGUACUCAAAGAAGAAGGCCAGUGGAAGUUUCCUCAUGAGUUCAACCCAGCCAACUUCCUGAAUGAGCAGGGCCAGUUUGAGAAGCCUGAGGCCUUUAUUCCCUUCUCUAUAGGUCCUCGCGUGUGUCUCGGUGAGGGUCUUGCGCGUAUGGAGCUCUUCCUGGUCAUGGUCACUCUGUUGCGCCGUUUUCAGUUUGUGUGGCCCGAUGAUGCUGGGGAACCGGAUUACACCCCAGUGUAUGGGAUCACCAUGACGCCUAAACCCUACAGAAUGCACAUCAAGUGCAGACAGACAGUCAAACAGUAAAUCAUAAUGCCAAAUAUUUUUACACCCUGUACAGGAUAUAAUUUGAUAAGCAGAUUAUCUUUGAAUACCUAAUAUUAACUGUAGCAUUAUCUACAAAAGCACUGUGAUACUGCAUAUAAAGUUGCAGGUAAUCGAGCACAACAGUCAGGUUCUGGAGGUAAAAGUUCAGUUAUUUUUCUCCAUAACGAUAACGUAUUAAUCUUUUUAAUAUGGGCCUACCAUGAGCUUCAAAGUUGUUGAAGUGAUGAUAUAUUAUAUAAUAUGCUUUGUAUUUAAAGGAUUAGUUCACUUCUGAAUGAAAAUUUCCUGAUAAUUUACUCACCCCCAUGUCAUCUAAGAUGUUUAUGUCUUUCUUUCUCCAGUCGAAAAGAAAUUAAGGUUUUUGAGGAAAACAUUCCAGGAUUUUUCUCCAUAUAGUGGACUUCAACAGGGUACAACGGGUUAAAGGUCCAAAUUGCAGUUUCAGUGCAGCUUCAAAGGGCUCUACACGAUCCCAGACGAGGAAUAAGGGUCUUAUCUAGCGCUGGUCAUUUUCUAAAAAAAAAAUAAAAAUGUAUAUACUUGCUCUAGCUCUGCGAUCCGUCACGUGUGACCUUGUAAAGUGAUUAUGUCAUGCGUGGCGGAUCGCAGAGUUAGCGCAAGACUAGCAUUUGUGGUUAAAAGUAUAUACAUUUUUUUUUUUUUUUUUUAGAAAAUGUCUAACCUUCAACCCGGUGUACCCCACUGAAGUCCACUAUAUGGAGAAAAAUCCUGGAAUGUUUUCCUCAAAAACCUUAAUUUCUUUUUAGCUGAAGAAAGAAAGACAUAAACAUCUUGGAUGACAUGUGGGUGAGUAAAUUAUCAGGAAAUUUUAAUUAUGAAGUGAACUAAUCCUGUAAUAGCUGAAUUCCUGUUCAGCUACACUACCCAUAAUCCCAAAGUGAGCUCUGUCAAUGAAGUCACUGAAAUCCCUAUGGAGAAAAUUAAUAUUUCUGAAACCAAGGCUGCUGAAAAACUGUGGUAAUUAAUAAAAUAAAUGUCUAUUCUAGUUGUUA
Messenger RNA from Ctenopharyngodon idella (grass carp), 2567 nucleotides. Its product is annotated as cytochrome P450 2F2-like. Gene Ontology annotation, cellular component: intracellular membrane-bounded organelle; cytoplasm. The record is from RefSeq and is a predicted model, not a curated record. The transcript has 9 exons. The coding region runs from base 58 to 1533 and encodes 491 amino acids. NCBI's taxonomy places the organism in Eukaryota, Metazoa, Chordata, Actinopteri, Cypriniformes, Xenocyprididae. Gene Ontology annotation, biological process: xenobiotic metabolic process. Gene Ontology annotation, molecular function: oxidoreductase activity, acting on paired donors, with incorporation or reduction of molecular oxygen, reduced flavin or flavoprotein as one donor, and incorporation of one atom of oxygen; iron ion binding; heme binding.